AUGCCUCGACGACCUCGACCUGCUACCAGACGUCCCCCUCCGAAGGCUGUUCUUGUUGCCCCUGCUGCGCCGGCUCUGACCAGUCCGACUGCUGCACGUCAAAAACAGUCUCAGCAUGAACAGCCCCGUGAUCCUGCGGCGUCAGACCCUGAGAUUGAAUCUGAGAACGAUGCCUUGGAGUCAGACGAAGAAGAGGAUGCAGCCUCUGGGUCAUCCUCCAGCAAUAGUAGUCACGGCUCAGAUAUUGAAGAUGAAAUAGAAGACGUGGAUGUGGAUGCCCCUCGGGUAGCGCAGUAUGUUGACGAGGAGGACCUAGACGGGCUCGACACAGAGAGUGAACCUGAGUCGAGUAGCGAAGAGGAGGAGCCUUUACAUCUCGUGCGUGAAUUACCAUACCUUGCCUCUCUUCCUUUCGGUGCUUUGCGGAAUGCACAAAAGACUCUGUCUCGCGCAACUGCAUUCAGCGACUCGGAAGAUGAGGAAACGGAGGACGAGGUUUCAGGGCCGGAACAGGACACCUCCAGGUCUGAUGCCAAAGGGAAGGGCAAGGAGAUAGAGGACGGUCGGAAACCCAAGAAGGAGAUACCCAAACGGAAGAACAAGCAUUCGCCACAGGAGGUGAGCUCGAAGAAGCCGGUAGCACGGAAGAAACUGGGGGUGGAGGAAUCUAAAGUGGUACCUCGCGACCCACGCUUUCUGACAUUAGCGGGAGAGUUUGACUCCAAACGCUUCCAAACUCAAUACGGUUUCCUAGCGGGUAUGCACACGCAUGAAAUGAAAACGCUGAGGGAUAACCUCAAGCGCGCGCGCAAACUACUGGCCAACUCGCCCCGCGAUUUGCGAGAGGAGCGCGAACAAGAGGUACAAAGGUUAGAAAGAGCAUAUAAGCGAGCGGAGAGUCAAGUCAGCAAGGACCGCAGGGAAAAGAUCGAGCAUGAAGCGCUCGGGAAAGUAGCGAAGGAAGAGAAGGAGAAACGUAGUGCCGGAAAGGGAGCGUGGUACCUCAAAAACGCGGACAAGAAGGAGCUGCUCUUGCGCGCAAAAUACGAUGCGCUCGCUGCGUCUGGAGGACGAGGAGCAGUCAAAAAGGCCAUCGACAAGAGGCAGAAGAAGACGUCUCAGAAGGAGAAGAAGCGUAGACCGUUUGCUCCGGGGCAAACCGCCGGGCCUGCGCGCAAGCGAACGAGCUCUGGGCCAGAGGACGACGGACAACGGUCGGGGAAACGGCGGCGAAUGGGCUGA
Messenger RNA from Postia placenta MAD-698-R-SB12, 1242 nucleotides. RefSeq lists its product as hypothetical. Bases 1 to 1242 code for a protein of 413 amino acids. Gene Ontology annotation, cellular component: 90S preribosome; nucleolus. NCBI's taxonomy places the organism in Eukaryota, Fungi, Basidiomycota, Agaricomycetes, Polyporales, Adustoporiaceae. The record is from RefSeq and is a predicted model, not a curated record. Gene Ontology annotation, biological process: maturation of SSU-rRNA from tricistronic rRNA transcript (SSU-rRNA, 5.8S rRNA, LSU-rRNA). The transcript has 5 exons.